Messenger RNA from Zootoca vivipara (common lizard), 1770 nucleotides. Its product is annotated as sodium-coupled monocarboxylate transporter 1-like. NCBI's taxonomy places the organism in Eukaryota, Metazoa, Chordata, Lepidosauria, Squamata, Lacertidae. Gene Ontology annotation, biological process: sodium ion transport; propanoate transmembrane transport. The record is from RefSeq and is a predicted model, not a curated record. Gene Ontology annotation, molecular function: organic acid:sodium symporter activity. Gene Ontology annotation, cellular component: membrane; extracellular exosome.
GACCCCGUAGCACUAGCUGAACGCUUUGGUUUCUAUGAUUAUGUCGUCUUUGUAGCCAUGUUGGUCUGCUCUGCAGUAAUCGGCAUUUUCUUUGCCACCAGGGGAGUACACAAAACUCAAGAUGACUAUAUGAUGGCUGGCCGCAAACUAACUUGUAUUCCAGUUGCAUUGUCCCUCACAGCCAGCUUUAUGUCAGCGGUGACAGUACUGGGGACCCCAGCUGAGGUCUAUCGCUUUGGGAUCGCUUUUGGUCUCUUCGCUUUCGCCUAUGUCAUCAUGGUGCUGGUGUCUGCUGAAGUGUUCCUACCUGUCUACUACCGGCUGCAUAUCGUCAGCACCUAUGAGUACUUGGAGCUUCGAUACAAUAAAAAAAUGCGACUGCUUGGAACAGUGAUGUUUAUGACUUUAACAAUCUUAUACACUGGAAUUGUUAUAUAUUCGCCAUCCCUGGCUUUGAGUCAAGUUACAGGAUUUCAGUUGUGGGGGUCUGUUGUUUCAACAGGAAUAGUCUGCACUUUCUAUUGCACUCUGGGUGGCCUAAAAGCAGUGAUUUGGACAGAUGUUUUCCAGUUUAUGCUGAUGAUAUGUGGGUUUCUAGCAGUGAUUUUUCGGACUUUAGUAAUUAAAGGAGGAUUUGCUGCUGUUAUGAAUGAUGCUCGUCAUGGAGGAAGACUAAGAUUCUGGGACUUUAACCCAAGCCCUCUGCAAAGGCAUACUGUGUGGACAGUUAUCAUUGGCGGCAGUUUCACUUGGCUUGGCAUAUAUGGAGUAAAUCAGUCUCAGGUUCAACGAUACCUUGCUUGCAAAUCAAGACUUCAUGCAAAACUCUCUCUUUAUUUAAAUCUUUUGGGACUCUGUGUAACUCUUUGUUCUGCAGUACUCAGUGGACUCUCCAUGUACUCCAUAUACAAGGAUUGUGAUCCAUGGACUUCAGGCUUUGUGGGAGCACCAGAUCAGCUCAUUCCAUAUUUGGUGAUGGAGAUUUUGGGUGACUUUCCAGGAGUUCCAGGACUUUUUGUGGCUGGGACCUACAGUGGGACAUUAAGUACAGUGUCAUCCAGCAUCAAUGCAUUAGCUGCUGUAACAAUGGAAGACCUCAUUAAACCUCAUUUUAAGAUGUCUGACUCAAGGAUGUCAAGGAUUUCCAUUGGAAUGAACCUGCUUUUUGGUACAGUGUGCCUUGCCAUGGCUGGCCUGGCAUCCAAGAUGGGUGCUUUGUUACAGGCUGCGCUCAGUAUUUUUGGAAUAAUUGGUGGACCUCUUUUGGGGAUAUUUGCUAUGGGCAUCCUUUUACCUUUUGCAAAUCCUAUAGGUGCAUUUUUAGGUCUCAUUUGUGGAUUUUUGGUUACAUUAUGGGUUGGACUUGGGUCUCUCAUAUACCCUCCCUCUUGUGAAAAAACAUUGCCAUUACACCUUUCAACAGCAGGCUGUUGGAAAUACAAUGUUACUUUCACCACACCAUUAACUACUACUGUGGAUCCUACACCUCCUCAAAGAUCUUUUCUUCAUGAGUAUUUCUACUCGCUGUCCUAUCUGUACUUUAGCCUAAUAGGAACUAUGGUCACAUUCAUUGUGGGAGCCAUCGUAAGUGCAAUGGCAGGGGGAUUUCAGCAAACUGUGGAAAGCAAACUUCUCUUUGGCAAAGAAGACUUUAUAGAUAACUUUGUGUUUUGGAAAUCUAAGUGGGUACAGCUGUAUGAAAGGCUUCAUCCAAAAGUCAAUCCAGAGGAGCCAGUGGUUUCUGAAGGUGCUGUAGAAGAUACCGCUUAA